Tribolium castaneum (red flour beetle) is the source of this 3825-nucleotide messenger RNA. RefSeq lists its product as uncharacterized. NCBI's taxonomy places the organism in Eukaryota, Metazoa, Arthropoda, Insecta, Coleoptera, Tenebrionidae. The transcript is spliced from 4 exons. The record is from RefSeq and is a predicted model, not a curated record. The coding region runs from base 431 to 3106 and encodes 891 amino acids.
CCAGUCUUGAAUCUUGUUGAUUGGAGUUGAUAAUUGUUGUCACUCCCCCGUAUGAUAAUUUCCCGUUUUUGCGUUCGUGCAAUGAGUGGAAAGUUAGCUUGCGCACUAAACCCGAGCAUAAAUUUAUCAAAAAUCGCAAGGUUAGUCUCGCUGUGCACUCUCCUGUUGUAAAUUAAUUAACAAUAAAUAAUUUCCCAACAAAAAAGUGAUGUCACUCCCGUUGGAAGCUAGCAUGUAGCCGUGGUGGGACGAAACGUCAAACGUCAGUCAGUUUGUCCGCGCCUACAGCUGUGAAAAAUGCAACAAAACAUCAAAUAAUCAGUUUUUCGUCGUAAAAAACUUGCAAAAAAGCUCAAGUGAUGUGCAAUUCUCCGACCUAGCUCGUCGUGCGCCCCAGGUUGAAAUUGGCGAAAUAGUUCCGGCUUGAAUCAUGGAUGAGAAUAGCGAAAAUCACACUCCCGACCCCAAAGUCCCCGAGUCCCCGAAACCGCUCGCUUUCACCGUCGAUUUCGGCGACGGGAAGGCCAUAGACACGCAACGCCACAAAAGCCUAGUCGAGAAGUUCCAAAAGAAGCACCGCAGGGGCCAGUCGCUGUCCAAGCUCGAGGAGCCCCAGCUGGGCCCCGCGCGCAAGCACCCCAACACCGGGAACCUGCCCCGCAAGUCGAGCUUCCAAUCCGAGGGCUACUUCUCCUCCGACGAGAAAAGUGACCGGGUUAAAAGUGCGAAACGGGGCGAGUUGACGUUGCCUUUGAAAAGUGUCGUGGACAAAAUGAGCCAGUCGUUUCCAAACAGUGGGUUUUUUAACAUAAAAUCGCCAGAGAUCGAACUGAAGGAUGUGUCAAGUCCGGAACUGGACUUGAUAAGUCCGUUCAGUCCCUCGCAGAGUAAGUCUAACCUCGCUAAACAGUUACCAAGUCCUAAAAAGGACGCUGAGAAUUUAGUCGAAGGGACUGAGUUUGAUUUUGACAAGUCUGACACUGUCAGUGACGCUGGCACCUACACACUAGAUGCUGACAAUUAUUCCGAGGAACAAAAGGCACGAAUGAGCAUCGAUGCGGAGUUCAAAAUCGAACAAAUCUCAGUAUUGAAAAAGACCGAAGAUUACAUUAAGAGCCUCAACACGUACAAGCAAAAAAACCAGCCUGACAUUACUAAAACCGUGCAAGAAUUAAACUUGAAUGAUACCCCCAACCCCCCGUCACCAAAAUCCCCAAAACAUAGCACGCCAAACGUCAAAAAUUUCACAAAAACCAGCGCAAAAAUGCUAUCACCGAUCCUGUCUCCGACGCAAAACCUCUCAAUCACGCAAGACGAGGAGAAAAACGCCGAUUUGACCAACAAGACUUUCACGAAAAUUAUGUUCCCAAGCCCUAAGGCACGCAACGCCAAUGGACUCGAACAACUUGUUGAUCAAGGCAGCGUCAUUUCGGUCACCUCAAGUGGGGCUUUCCGCAGCGAAAGACCGAAGCCCCGAAAAUUGAGCUUAACAAAAUCGGAAGUCCGGGUCGAGGCUUACGUUGGCAACAAGGUCGAGGUCAGCGAAAGUACCGUCAGGGUUGGCAACCCCCUAAAAAAGUUAACAGCGAAUCUGGUCAAUGUUGAGAGUAUUUCGACGAACGGUGUCCCAGUUGAGGAAAAUGUGGUUAGUGGAAGUCUAGUUUUGGGAAAAGUCACUUCGCCGUCGAAAAUCCCGUCGCCGAUUCACACGUUGUCGCGGCCGCGAAGUCGCAAUAGUGCCAACUUGGACUUGAGCGAUAGCAGUUUGGAGACGGAGUCGUACUUGAAACCGACUCAGAAUUGCAUAAAUUCGCUGCAGCAGAGACUGUCGCUUGAUAGCGACCAGGAGAGCGAUUAUUUGAACAAUUCACCGCACAGUUUAUUGAAACAGCGGGCGAUUCACAUUCGGCACAACUCACUUGAUGACAAGAACAUGAAAAUAUCGAACAAACUCGAGCACUUCCAAAGCAAGAACUUGCAAAGUAUUGACCAAACAUUCAAUGUGUUAAAUCAAUACGCAAAGCCCAUUCAUAAGAUACAGAAUUCGCCCAACAAUUCGCCGAUUCGACGCUCGAGUAGUUUUACGACGAAGAACCCGAUUCCGGCGAAAAACACCAACGUGGUGUUACAAGAAACGAUACGCAACUCGCCUAACCUUAGUCGGAACACUUCGAUACAAAGAUCGGCCUCAACGGCAAACAUCAAACCGAAUUUCCUCCAACUCAGACGUUCGAGUAUCUCGAACGACCACCAGAAAAUCGACCGGAAUCAAUUCGGCGAUACGGAGUCGAGUUCCGAGGAGGAUUUCGAGAAGAACUUAUCGAAAAAGAAAGAUUUGUCGAAUUUGACCAACACGAGGUACAACCGGGCGUUUAGUCUGCGGAGGGCGCGCCUCGAUGAGCCUGUCGUUUCACCAAAGUGCCCCAACACCCCAGAAAUGCGGCGCAAGUUCCAGCCGGAGCAUCUCCGGACGGAGCGAGCGAUUUCUGUGGAUAGGAAACCAGUGAAGACGAAUGAGGUUCAAAGUAGGUACCUGUUGAAUGUUACCAAGAAACCGCCGGUUAAAACCGAACCGGUUAAGACUACUGUGCCAAAAAGUACGACGACGAAGGCGCAAGUGUUUUCGAGGACGGACAAUGGGAGGUUUAGUAUGAGGGCGGCGAAACCGCCAACGACGGGGGGACAAAAACCGGUCAAGAAAGAUGCCAAUGGUAAAAAAUCUAGCGGUCGUAGCAACUCAUCGUUAUCAAGUCGAGAGAAAGAAUUUCAAAAUUGGAAACGACGGAAAAGCUACGAUCCGAUGAAAGCAGCCGCCGAAGGCAAGCGAAAAGAAAUGGCCAAAAGACAAAACAGCAUGACACAGUCAUACACGGAGGCCAAUCAGAAUCAAGACUGUGAUAGUUCCCCGUCCCAUUCCAGUUCGGUGCAUCGCUCUCAGAGCUUUCACGGCACAGCCGCCCUCGAACAGCUCAUAAGUUCAGAGGAGGAGGAAGACUUGACCCUCUCUGCCGACGAGGGUUUCAGUCCUCCAACCCCGAGUCCUUGCGAAUUGAGUCCAGCAAGGGCGAGUUUGCGAAUCGCUUGGAAGGAUCACGUCCUCCAUUAAUUUCGACGACAUUCGAACGAAUCAUUUUGUUAUUAUUUAUUACAGUACUUAGGUAAUGUUUGCACAAAAACAACGGCAGUCGGUGCAAUAUACAUACUAAAGCUCAAGAUCCAAUCGCAUGCCAAAUUUUUUAAAACAACUGCCGAAAUUAUUUUGCUGUGAUAUCGUUUGUUUUAUUAGUUGUAAGCACAACUGGGGGCGGAAACAGUGGCAUUACCUACGUACGUGUUUUGUUUAGUGUGUAAAUAUGACCAUAUCAUUGUUUUUUCUCGGUUGUCGCACUUAUUAUUUUUGUGUUUCAUUGCAAAAAAAGCAACGAAGACGCGAUUGCGGGAAAGACAGUUUCGUACUUCAAGAAUCUCUUCCAAAGUUAAGUAAAAGAAAAGUAACCAACAUGUAGGUGUAAUAAAUUAUUUUAGUUUUUUUAUCGUUACUUUUCUUUCAAUACAUGUAUGUUACUUUUAUUUUAUAGGCUAAGUUUAGGAUAUAACCAAAUGUGAUUUUAUAAUCUGAGAUUAUUAAAUGUGCAAAUAUUUUUAUUAUUCUCUGUAGUUAAGUUGUGCGAGAUAUUUAAAAUGGCUUGUUACAAUUUUACUAAAGUCAGUCGAUGACUGUCCACUGAGUUACAUACUUGUUUUUACCGUUGGUAGCUCUCUCAUAUGUGUUGCUUAUUUACAGAGAAUUUCUGCUUUGUAUAAAUAAAUUAUCUAUUAAAAUGA